CGGCGAUCCAGACAUCUGCAACCCACGCCUCCCACCCAAACUCUCGAGGUAAGUCAGAAACCGGCAUCCCUGCUGCAUCACGCAAUUCGGGACGAGGCCAUGACCUCUCCACGGACUGCGGGGAAUCCAGUCAAGGGCCGUCAGAAUUCCACGUUCUUCCACCGGCCCCCCUUUUUUUCUUCCUCAGCGGCGCAGCUCCAGCCAACCAGCUGGCGGCCUGAGGCAGGCGCCCCGAGCCAGCGGUGCGCCCGAGGCAGCAAGCGGCUGACGUAACACCCCCAGACCCCGUGACCGCCGGUGCCCCUCCAGCAACAAUGUUCUCCCGAAGCCUGAGGUCAACAACAACCCCACUUUGCUCGUCCUUCUCUUCUCGUCCCCUCUUCUCCUCUCUCAAUUGCAAUCCUUCUUUCCUCUCUCUCCGUUCUUUCCAUCAAACGACCGCAGCCAUGUCUGGAAACACCAAGGCCUUCUUCGACAUCCAGUACGCCCCUGUGGGCAGCUCUGCCCCCAAGACGUCCCGUGUCGUCUUCAACCUGUACGAGCAGGACGUCCCCAAGACCGCGAAGAACUUCCGUGAGCUCUGCAAGGCUCCUCAGGGCCAGGGUUACAAGGGCUCCAGCUUCCACCGUAUCAUCCCCAACUUCAUGCUCCAGGGUGGUGACUUCACCCGCGGCAACGGUACCGGUGGUCGCUCCAUCUACGGCGAGAAGUUCGCCGAUGAGAACUUCAUCUUCAAGCACACCAAGCCCGGUAUCCUCUCCAUGGCCAACGCUGGUCCCAACACCAACGGCUCCCAGUUCUUCAUCACCACCGUUGUGACCUCUUGGCUCGACGGCAAGCACGUCGUCUUCGGUGAGGUCGCUGACGAGGAGUCCUUCAAGAUCGUCAAGGAGAUCGAGGCUCUCGGCAGCAACACCGGUGCCGUCCGCUCCAACAUCAAGCCCACCAUCGUCGACUCCGGUGAGUUGUAAGUUUGAGGAAAAGAAAAAACACAAAAAGCACCAUGUUCGAUAAAGUGGAAAAGAUGUGUGCCCUGGACGGACCUCGCCUGUGGUUCUCUCGAAAGGGAGGAGCCUGGGUGAGGUGACGGUGGUCUUCUCGUGUUCAUUCUUCUUCUCGCGUGUGGUGUAACUUUAGAGUGUCUACCUUGAUCAAACGAAUUUGAUGUUGUACUUGGA
Messenger RNA from Aspergillus steynii IBT 23096, 1178 nucleotides. It is a transcript of the gene cyp4, whose product is annotated as peptidyl-prolyl cis-trans isomerase. The record is from RefSeq and is a predicted model, not a curated record. Bases 447 to 971 code for a protein of 174 amino acids. Gene Ontology annotation, molecular function: peptidyl-prolyl cis-trans isomerase activity. The transcript has 4 exons. NCBI's taxonomy places the organism in Eukaryota, Fungi, Ascomycota, Eurotiomycetes, Eurotiales, Aspergillaceae. Gene Ontology annotation, biological process: protein peptidyl-prolyl isomerization; protein folding.